AUGAAAAUUGACUCUGAAAACAGUACAAAAUAGUUCAGUGAUAGUCUCAAUGUCUAAAGGAAUCAAAGUUUGAAAUAGCAAUAAAUAUUUGACUAUGGGGCAAACAAAUAGGCCUCAAAUAGUGUUAAAGUAGAUAAGAUAGAAGUAUUGGAUCUUUCAUAUAACAAGUAAUUGAAUUCAAAAUCUAAACAGGGUACCUAAAUAAGUCCAGAUAAGCAGCCUUAACCUCAUUCAGGAGAUAAUAAAUUAAUCACAGAGAGAAAUCUUAAUAUCCCAUAAAUAUAAGAAAAUACAACUUAGAAUGAGAUGAUCUAAAAUUAAUAACAGUAAAAAUAGGAUGAACAAUCGCUAUCCAAUGAUAAUGAUUAACCACUAUUAGUUCAAAAAAACUAGAGAAAAUUGCAGUCAUAGCAUGAGAGUCUAGAACGAGCUGAAUUCGAGUAAAUAAGGGAUUAAGUCAAAGAUGAAGAGUAUAGAAGAAAUUAAACUGAAAAAACAAAAGAUUAAAUCAUGAAUGAAAUAUAUAUCAGGCCACAAGAUGUAGAGAAAAACAAUAGAUAAAUUGUUGAGAGUUAAACUGAAGAAAUAAUGAUAGUAGAUAAAGGAGGAGAACUUGAUCCUAUUACACCCUUAAUCUCAUAAUAGAAUGGCUAUCACGAAAAUCUAUUAAAAGCAUCAUUACAAUCGAACGGGUAGAUUAUAGAUACCGAUUAGAUUUUGAAAAAUCAAGGAGCACAUCAUUUGUACAUUGAACAAGAUCGAAUAUUGCGUGAAUAAUAGCAGCUAUAUCAGCAAUAACUACUAAUUAAAACCAAAGAUGGGAACAAUAAGGGUGGAUUCAAUGCUUAAAAUUAGUAAUUCAACCUCAACUACGAGCAAAUGGGUGAGUAUUACAAACAAAGGAAAUAGCAAAAGUCUAUCAACAAAAGAGAGUAAAAAAUCGAUGAUGCGAUGGAGUAAAUUUUAGCGAAGGCAUUUUUGGAUAAUUUAGCCACAUAGAAUUAACCAACUAAAAAUUAAUAUCCUAAUGGCAAUCAAAAACCCUCUUUCUUUUCAGAAUCAAUUGUAAAAGGAAACAUUAAGGAAGGAAUGAGUAAAAAGAAUGGAGAUUAAAAUGUACUCAUAGAUCUUAACAAGUUUAAUUUGGUUACAGAAUCAGAAUUAAGUAUGUCUCACCAAAAUAGUUUCGUUGGAAAUCAGGUGAUAUUGUCGCAUGAUAGAUUUUUGUAAGAUCCAAAUAGCUGGGGUUUGAUGUUUCAAGAUACAAAUGCCUUUAAUAAUGAUCAGAUCCAUUCGCCGUUCCAGGAAUUUAGUCGUUAACAACAUUUAGCUGAGCAUCAUCAUGAACCAAUCGAUGAAAAACAAUAUGAGUUAGAUUUACAAAAAGCUAUUGUUAUGUCUUAAAAAGAAAAUAAAGGCAAGUCAUCUAAUCAAAGGAACUUAAUCAUCGACAGUAGCUUGCAAAAGGCUUAGGAUUAAAAUCUGAAGGAGUUCAUUGACGAGCAAAAUAUUAAAGUAAGCUAAUAUCGAGAAUAAUUGCCAUUACCAAAAUAGCUAGUGGGUGUUAAGACACAGCAGAGUUAGAAUAAUCAAUAGCACAAUCAUAACCAUCUGCAAGAUUCACAUGCAUAGUAUUAUGCAGGGUCUCUUAAUGUAUCACCAGUAAAAAACGUAGAGCCGAAUAAUACAGGAAGACGAGAUCAAUUAAAGUUAGGAGAGAUAUAGAUUUAAUUACUAGACACAGAGUAGAAAGGUAGUAGUAGAUAGGCUUAAUCAACACCUUAAUCAACUUAAAGUUUAAGUCAACUAUAAAACUCUUUACAAAACAAGGCCAUCACUUUGAAAGUUGCUUAACACUUAAGAGAGGAGGACAGUCCAAGAAUGAAUGAUGUUGAUGACAAUUAAACAGAUCCUAAUAUAGCACAGCUGGAUGCAUCUAACCUCAAUAAAAUUGAUGAGAAAAAAUUAUCGAUAUCAGAAGACACUAACCCCAGCAGUAAUAAUUAGGAUGAGAAAGGAAAAGAUCAAUUUGAUUUAAAUAGAAACAUAAUUGACAACGAAUAAUAAUCAAACUAAAAGGGCAAAGGCAUUCUUAAAAAUAAAGCUAAACAAAAGAAAAACAACGGAUGUUGCCAUAUUUAUUGA
Messenger RNA from Stylonychia lemnae, 2145 nucleotides. The record is from the annotation of a GenBank genome assembly. Lineage: Eukaryota; Ciliophora; Spirotrichea; Sporadotrichida; Oxytrichidae.